Molecule: messenger RNA, 1149 nt
Organism: Pimephales promelas (fathead minnow)
Lineage: Eukaryota; Metazoa; Chordata; Actinopteri; Cypriniformes; Leuciscidae
Source: RefSeq, a predicted model, not a curated record
ACUUUCUGAGGUAAAAGUGGUCAUGUGACAAAUAAAGUUUGCUCAGCUGACCUUCGCUCGGUUCACUGACUUUUCAAACAAACAUCAGAUUGAAACUGAGUUUCGCGUGACUGUAAAAGGGCUGAACUUGGACUGCAGGAAAAUGGAAAUAACAUUUAGUGGAAAGCGUGCUUUGGUGACUGGAGCUGGCAAAGGGAUCGGACGGGCCACGGCACUGGCUCUGGCACGCUGUGGGUCAGAGGUCACGGCUGUCACACGCACUAAGACUGACCUGGAUAGCCUAGUGCAUGAGUGUCCCUCCAUUAAGCCGGUGUGUGUGGACCUGUCGGACUGGGACGCCACAGCCCAGGCGCUGAAAGACGUCGGUCCGGUGGAUCUUCUGGUGAACAAUGCAGCCUGCGCUUCUCUUCAGCCCUUCCUAGAAGUCACGCCAGAUCAGUUUGACAUGUCUUUCAGUGUCAACGUGAAAGCUGCACUUCAUGUUGCUCAAAUAGUGGCUCGAGGUAUGAAGGCCAGAGGAACUGGAGGAUCCAUUGUGAACGUCUCGAGUCAAGCCUCACAGUGCGCUCUGAAAGAUCACGCCGUAUACUGUGCCACGAAAGGAGCGCUGGACAUGCUGACCAGAGUGAUGGCACUGGAGUUGGGGCCGCAUCAGAUAAGAGUGAACUCAGUGAACCCGACUGUGGUGAUGACAGAAAUGGGAAAGAUUGGAUGGAGCGACCCAGAAAAGGCCAAGAGCAUGACAUCACGGAUCCCACUGGGCAAAUUUGCAGAAGUGGAGGAUGUGGUCAACUCCAUCCUCUUCCUCCUCAGCGAUAAGAGUGCCAUGACCAAUGGAGUGAUCCUGCCCGUGGACGGGGGGUUUCUGGCUUGCUAAAAACUAACAUCAUCAAGCAAAGGUGAAUAAGCCUGAAGAAAUGCGUUUCAGUUCCAACACACAGUCAUAAUUUACUCUUCCUCGUUGGUUUGGUUGUGUUCUUCACACAAAGCUAUCAUGGAGUACGGAGCAUUAGUUAGUAGUUUGCUCUUAUAGUGCCACCAUUUUAUCAUUUUUUGAGUUUCCACUGUAUGGAAACAAGCAGCAUGAACAGUCCACUAAAUAUCGGCUUUGGUGUUCCACUGAAUAAAGAAAUCCGGUUUGGAAUUUGA